CUCCUGACUGGGCUCCUCCCCGCCGCCCCGCCCAGACAAGUUUAUCUUGUGACCGCGGCGGCCGCUCUUCCUUCGUCGAGCUUUGGAGCCUCCUUGUCUGCGAUGCGUUUCCCGGCCGCCGUGUUCCUGUUCCUGGCGUUGUUCGCCGUCGCCCGGGCGGAGCCCGUGCACUUCAAGGACUGCGGUUCUACUGUUGGAGUUAUAAAGGAGGUAAAUGUGAGCCCAUGCCCUACCCAGCCAUGUGAACUGGACAAAGGCCUGUCUUAUACUGUCAAUGUCACCUUCACCAGCAGUACUCAGUCUAAAAACAGCACAGCCUCAGUGCACGGCAUCCUGUUUGGUGUCCCAGUUCCCUUUCCCAUUCCUGAGCCUGAUGGUUGUAAGAGUGGAAUCAGCUGCCCCAUCCAAAAAGACAAGACCUAUAGUUACCUGAAUAAACUGCCAGUGAAGAGUGAAUACCCCUCCGUAAAAGUGGUGGUGGAGUGGAAACUUGAGGAUGACAAACUACAAAAUCUCUUCUGCUGGAGAAUCCCAAUACAGAUCAAAAGCUAGAGCUAUUUGAUGCCCACAAAGGAGUGAGGGGGCAUGUAUGGAGGGAGAGGAGGAAAUGGAAGAGAAACUAGACCUGCUGAAUCAGUGCCAUAAGAUGAAAGGAAUUGCAAGACUUCUGUUUUAUGCCUCUCAGAUGCCAAAAGUUUCUAAGACUGUGUUUCUUAAGAACUCAGAAUGUUGCCUUUGUAAUAUUCUUUGUAAAAAGGCUAAAUGAAGGAAGAGAGUGAGACUGAGAGAUUGGUUUAACUGUUUCCCUUGUUAUUUGCUGUUGCAUUAAGGAAGGCCCAACCAGAUAGGACCAGAAGGAGGUUGCUUAGGGGUAUUACAUAACUUGACCAAAGGUUAUUGGUUCUCAUCAUGAAAAGGGUGUCUUCCAAACCACUUCUGUAGCUGGGAUGUUAUUUCUAUAGGUUCCUCAUCUCUUAAGUGCCUCACUGAGUCCAGUGCAUCUGGCAACCAAGUCUCCUGACCCUUGACAGCACCUUCCAGCCCCAUUGCUUCAACAGUUCAUCACUGGUAUCCAGAGAUUGGUUAGAGAGGGGAUUUCUAUGGCAGAAAUUCAGCUCUGGGUAGCUGGUUCUGUGUGAUUGUCUCAUGUCUUUUGUUCUGUCUUAGAUGGUUUUCAUUAAAGGCAACAGUUGAUCAGCAGAUUUUGGUGGGUUUUUUGUUUUUUUUUUUU
Messenger RNA from Castor canadensis (American beaver), 1231 nucleotides. RefSeq names its product NPC intracellular cholesterol transporter 2 (gene Npc2). The record is from RefSeq and is a predicted model, not a curated record. Lineage: Eukaryota; Metazoa; Chordata; Mammalia; Rodentia; Castoridae. Gene Ontology annotation, biological process: cholesterol efflux; intracellular cholesterol transport. Gene Ontology annotation, molecular function: cholesterol binding.